CUGUUCUGGCCAAGAACACUGCCUUGAAUUUUGGAUUGCCUACAAGCUCUGCAGAAUUCUCAAUUUUCCUUGUUCACAAGGUAUAAUUUUCUGCAACAGAAGCUCUGAGAGUGGUGCAGUGCAAGAACAGUGAGCAACAAUAUGGAAAACAAAAUAAAAAAUAAUAACAACUACACUAAACUAAGCACUGGUAAUCCUUCAGUGUACCUACUGAAUCUGAGAGACACAGGAAGUGGUGCUCUUCACAAAAAAGACUUUGGACAUACUUGUCAUUGUACUCAUCCAAACAAAACAAUAAUGCUCAUGGGUGCUACUGGCUCUGGAAAGAGCACUCUCAUUAAUGGCAUGAUCAACUAUAUACUCGGAGUGGAGUGGAGUGAUUCAUGUAGAUUUAAACUGAUAGAUGAGCAAACCAAUAAAACACAAGCCGAGAGCCAGACUUCAGACGUUACAGCAUAUCAGAUUCACCAUCAAAAUGACUUCCAGGUUCCCUAUUCAGUCACAAUCAUAGACACACCAGGGUUUGGAGACACGAGAGGAAUUGCACAAGACAAGGAGAUCACUGAGAAAAUCAGAAAGUUCUUUUCUGAAAAAGAUGGCAUCCUUACUCUUGAUGCUGUUUGUUUUGUGGUACAGUCAGCUUUAGCUCGACUAACCCAUACCCAGAAAUACAUUUUUGAAGCUAUUCUUUCAAUCUUUGGAAAAGACAUAGCAAACAAUAUCACUGUUAUGAUAACAUUUGCUGAUGGACAGAAACCUCCUGUACUAGAAGCCAUUAAAGCUGCUGAUAUCCCUUGUGGAAAAAAGGAAGAUGGAACACUCCUUCAUUUCAAAUUCAACAAUUCUGCACUUUUUGCUCAGAAUAUAGACUUGGAUGAUGAAGACAACUUUGAUGAAAUGUUCUGGAAAAUGGGCAAAGGAAGCAUGAAACGAUUCUUUAAUCACUUAGGGACAAUGGAAACCAAAAGUCUUCAGCUCACAAAAGAAGUUCUGUCUGAACGCAAAACCUUAGAGACAGUUGUAGAUGGAGUGCAACCCCUCAUCCAAACCGGACUGGAAAAACUUGAUGAAAUCAAAAUGACAAGAUCGGUACUGGAAGAAAACCAGAAUGUCAUAAAGGAAAAUGAAAAUUUUGAAUAUGAGAUUGAAAUACCAAAGUGUAAGAAAAUUGACAUUGAAAGGGGAAAAUUUGUAACAAAUUGUCAUGGCUGCAACUUCACCUGCCAUUAUCCAUGUGCCUAUUCAAAUGAUCAAGAUAAACAACGUUGUUCAUCAAUGAAAAACGGCAACUGUACAGUGUGUCCUGGUAAAUGCGUGUGGAAUGUGCAUCACAACAUGCCAUUCAGAUUUGAAACUGAACUUGUAAAAGAGAAAAGGACAUAUGCAAAUCUGAAAAAGCAAUAUGAAGAGGCUUUAGGGAAAAGUAUGACAAUAGAGAAAAUCAACAAGCAGUUGGAGGAGGAAUAUAUGGAUGUACAAGAACAAGUCUUGAAGUUAAAUGAUAAACUUGCCAGAAGCCUGACACGUCUGAAGGAAAUUGCUCUCCGCCCUGAUCCCCUGUCCACACCAGAAUACAUUGAACUACUGAUUGAGUCUGAGAAGCAAUCUGCCAAAGCAGGGUACAAAAAUCGCAUUGCUGAACUGGAGGAGAUAAAAAAACGUGCUUUGAUUGUGCAGAAAGUGGAGAGAGGAGAACCACUUGCUGAACACGAGGAGGUCUGGAAGCCAAGGGAAAAAAUUGCUCAAAAAUUAAAUGGCUUGUUUAAUAAUAUGGUAACAUGGUACAAUAAACUUAAAAUUUAGAAACUAGAAAAAAAAACAUACCUUUGCAGUGCUAGUGACAUAAGACAGGCAUAAAUCAAUGACUUUUUUUUCCAAAGGAAAUUAUUCAGCUGUAUAUUCAACUUCUGCCUGUAUAUUGUAAAUUACAUGAUAAAAUCAGAUAAAUCUUUUCUGCAUAUAAUUUUAGUAUUCUGACUUUUUUUGGAUCAACAUAAAUGUGAUUUGUUUUUCUGCUUAUGUGCAAGUACGUUGCACUUAACGUACAGCAUGAUGUCUGCAGCAGGCUCUAAAUGCAAAUAACUAAUUAAAAAGAAGCAGAAAGUACAUAGUAGAUGUAAAUUGCAUGUUUUUUUUUAGUUAACAACUUCUUUUGAUUUUCUCGUCUCAUGAUAUAAUGUAUAAAAAAGUUUUGCUGUAAUUUUUUUCAGUGAAAACUACAUUAAUCAGUAAAUAUUCCAUAUCUCUGCCAUUUUCUAAUUAUUUUUAAAAAUUACAUACAUAUUGAUACUGGAUUUGCAAAGGUCAUGCAAAAAAUCCCCAAACCAGGUUCAAGGAUAUGUUUGUUUAUAUUUAGUAUAAACUGUAUUUUAUUUGGCCAGCUAACAAAAUCCAAUAACUUCACAAUAAUUUGUGAUCUAUUCUUGUAAAAAAUAUUCGUUUCCUGUAAAUGUAAAAUUCUAAUAUUGUAAAUUUCGAUAUUACUUUUUCUACUAAUUUGUCACUGUUUAGCCAAAUCUCAUUUCUAUACCAAGGUACAUUCACAUUUUUGCCAUUUGGCAGCUGCCCUUAUCCAAAGCGACUUCAAUUUGAUCUCAUGAUCGUCUCCAGUUGUCUAGCCAUUACAGUUUGGCCCUUGUCAAACUCGCUCAAAGCCUUACGCUUGCCCAUUUUUCCUGCGUCUAACACAUCAACUUUGAGGACAAAAUGUUCACUUGCUGCCUAAUAUAUCCCACCCACUAACUAAUAUUUAGUGUUAUUCACUUCAGUUGUCAGUGCUCAUAAUGUUAUAGCUGAUCGGUGUACAUUAAUACAUAUAGUAAUAGCUAAUUUACAGGGACUUAAAUAGCAGAUAUUCCACAUAAUCUAAUAAUCUAAUAAUUCUUGCUUACAUUUAAAAAUGUAUUAUCAUUUUGACUCUUUCUAUAUGUGGAUCUUUAUUUAAAGUUUAUCGAAAAUCCAGUCCUUCAGUCCUUUGUAACUAUAAAAUGAAACAUGCUGGCAAAUGCCUGGCAA
This is a messenger RNA of Hemibagrus wyckioides, 3015 nucleotides long. RefSeq lists its product as uncharacterized. The transcript has 3 exons. The record is from RefSeq and is a predicted model, not a curated record. Lineage: Eukaryota; Metazoa; Chordata; Actinopteri; Siluriformes; Bagridae. Gene Ontology annotation, molecular function: GTP binding. Bases 142 to 1803 code for a protein of 553 amino acids.